CUUUCCUUCCUGUAUGUGUUCUGUGAAAAAAAGGAAGGCGUUCAUUGAGCUGCUUUUAACGUUUAAACUCAUCAACCAGUUUUCAUGUAAAUACAGCCGAAGGCAUGCAGUCACAUAGACGCAAAGGUACAAUCUAACACUCCACGAGUGGAGUGGUUAACACCACUGUGUUCUGUCGACUGUUCCGGCUGCCUUUAGCUAUUUCCCAUUCAGUAUAGUUGACAUCAGCACAGUGAAGACGCAGUGAAGCUGUUCUCGCAAGAAGCCUGAAAAGGUUGUGUCAGUGACAGUAACCUCAACCAGUAGCACUGGUUUGACAUAAAGGACAUAAGGGGAGAUGAAGACAUGACGGACCCUGAAGUGUCUGUGCUGCUGCACUGUGCAGCCUGGAGGGGGCUGCUGGAGUCACGAGUGCAAGUGGAACUUUCUGAACGAUAUAACAGGCAGACAGAUGAUGCUGUAGAGCAUCACAUAGAAGAGGUGUGGAGGGAGCGGGUGUCCAGGGAGCCGUGGCUCUUCAAUGGGGCCAAAUUCAGACUUCACUCUUUCUGCUUCACCUCCUUAAAGUCGACCUCAUCAACAUGCUGUACUUCUCCCAAACAUCUGCCCUGCACCCAUUCAUGUGAAGUACACCAUCAGGAAGAUCAGGAAGAUAAAUUACCAAACUGCCAAAGACGAGAGGGCUUGUGGGGAUCGGGGGAUGCUGCUCAGAAGAGUUUGGACCUAAGACCAGGAACAGAAAACGUAGAAGGUGUCAUCCAUCAAAGUGUUGGUACACUGGACCAAGCUUCCUCACACUCCUCUAAAAACACAGAUGAUCCAGAGAGUGGGCCUCUCCUCACUCUGAGACUCGGCCUGACAUGCUAUAAGGACUACCUCGGAACCAACUGGUCCUGUCGAGUGGCAGGGCUCCGUCAGCGCGGAGAGGCAGAGUUCAAUGAUCCCAUGGUGAUGCUGUCUCAACCUCUGGGUGUGGGCGCCAUCCUGUGUACUAAUGACGGACAGGUGGUGAUGAUCAGGAGGAGCCAGAGGGUGGCAGAGGCGGGGGGACUACUGGACAUUCCUGGAGGCCACCCAGAGCCAAAGGCAGUGUGUGAGAGUCUAGGUCAGGCAGGAUGUGAGGAGAUCAGCAUGGCGAUGAUGCAACGGAGGCCGGAGGCCGUCGUCUCAGAGCUGUUUGCGUCUGUGUGCGCUGAGAUCAGAGACGAGGUGAAUGUUCCUCUGAGCUGCCUCGGACAGCCUGUCCUGAUGGGCGUCGCUCUGAAUCACACCAGCGCUGAAAGACCAAGCGCCGAGUUCUACGUCAGUUGCUCACUGACGUCUGAAGACGUCAGACAGUUGUACUGGAAAGGGGGAGCAGAGGCGCACGAGUCCACGGACAUCAUCUUCCUCAGCAGAGCAGAGGUGUUGCAGCUGGACAGGAGCUGUCCUCUGUGGUCAGAGCUGUGUCCUUCAGCUAAAGGAGCAGUGCUGCUUUAUCAGACUGUGAAGCCCGAUGGAGACUGAGACCUGACACAAACAUUUCUUUUGACAAUUGUGCUAUUAAAACAGUGUAAAAGUAAUGUUUUUAAUUAUUUGUAUAGU
This is a messenger RNA of Solea senegalensis (Senegalese sole), 1584 nucleotides long. It is a transcript of the gene nudt22, whose product is annotated as nudix (nucleoside diphosphate linked moiety X)-type motif 22. Gene Ontology annotation, molecular function: GDP-mannose hydrolase activity. The record is from RefSeq and is a predicted model, not a curated record. NCBI's taxonomy places the organism in Eukaryota, Metazoa, Chordata, Actinopteri, Pleuronectiformes, Soleidae. The transcript has 8 exons. The coding region runs from base 346 to 1506 and encodes 386 amino acids.